AUGGACGACUGGUAUCGAAAUGGUACCCUCCUGAAUUUCUCACUUUCACUCGUACAUCCCCUGCCCCUCCUGCUCUUCCUUGCUUCCUUUCAUCAUCAGAAGUGGACUGCCGAAGAAGAGGCAGCCCUUAAAGCUGGAGUGCUUAAGCAUGGCACUGGAAAAUGGCGUACAAUCCUUGUGGAUCCUGAAUUUAGUGCCGUCUUGCGUUUGCGUUCCAAUGUUGAUCUCAAGGAUAAAUGGAGAAAUAUAAAUGUGACUGCAAUAUGGGGUUCAAGGAAAAAGGCGAAGAUCGCACUUAAAAGGAGACCACUGACUCCUAAGCGCGAGGAGAAUGCAAAGGCUCUCAGCACUGUUGUUCAGACCAAUGAAGAAGUUGUUGAUGCUAAGCCUCUCGCAUUUGCUAGUGGGACACCAGGGAAUGGUGGUCCAAAAGACCUGCUUGCAAGGUUGGAUAAUCUAAUAUUAGAGGCUAUUACGACUUUGAAGGAGCCAACGGGUUCUGACAGGGCUUCAAUUGCUUUGUACAUACAGGAGAAAUACUGGGCACCCAUGAAUCUCAGAAAGAUAUUGGGAGGAAAACUGAAGCAUUUGACUGCCAAUGGAAAUUUGAUUAUGGUUCAGCACAAGUACAGGAUUGCACCUAGUUCAACAUUUUCUGAAGGAAGAAAAAACCAUGCCCUCCCAGAAGGAAAACGGAAGGAUGCCUUAAAAUUAGAGAAGAGUAAGAACAAAAUCCUUACUAAAGCCCACGUUGGUAGAGACCCAUCAAAGAUUCAGGGGAUGACUGCCUUGGAGGCUGCUGCAUCUGCUGCAAAGGCAGUCGCAGAGGCAGAAUCUGCAAUUGCAGAUGCUGAAGCAGCUGCAAGGGAGGCUGAGAAAGCAGAGGCAGAGGCAGAAGCAGCACAAGUUUUUGCCAAAGCUGCGAUGGAGGCAUUUAAGCUCCGGGCACGUCAUACCUGGUGGCCAUUUGUUUUCAGAAUGAGGAUCAUGCCUGCAAUGAUCUGUUCUGCAAUCGGGCAGGAAUGUUUCUCUGUUAAUUCUUCAGGGAAAUUGAAAUUCUUAAUUACUUUUAUUCAUUCUUUUUCUUGAAUUUCUUUAUUUAGUCUUGCCAAUACGUUUUAAACCCUUAAAUGAUUAAACAGCAAAAUGAUCAUUUGUGAAGUCACCUUUCUUUAUUCCCCCCCCCCCUCCCCUGGAUAAUAAAAAUUGCAUUUUUUUAAACCCUAAUCAUCAAAGCCCUAACUUCCGUGAAACCCUUUCUCUGCCACCAGGAUUCAACAGUAUGGCAAGCAAAGAAGUGCAA
Populus euphratica (Euphrates poplar) is the source of this 1303-nucleotide messenger RNA. RefSeq names its product telomere repeat-binding factor 2-like. NCBI's taxonomy places the organism in Eukaryota, Viridiplantae, Streptophyta, Magnoliopsida, Malpighiales, Salicaceae. The transcript has 8 exons. The coding region runs from base 1 to 1089 and encodes 362 amino acids. Gene Ontology annotation, biological process: nucleosome assembly. The record is from RefSeq and is a predicted model, not a curated record. Gene Ontology annotation, molecular function: double-stranded telomeric DNA binding. Gene Ontology annotation, cellular component: nucleosome.